UCGGAAAAAAACCCUUUUUCUAAUUUCUGCAAGUGUCAGCUACACAGUGGUGAAAACCGCAUGUCUCUAUCUCUUUUCUAUCGUGAGUUAUUCAAAAAACGGCAGGGUGCCUUGUAUUUUGAAACAGGUAGUAGUCUUUUUACUAUAACGGGUGAGCCAUAAAGAAUAACUCUCUCAGUAUUUUUCCUUUAUCACUUGAUAUUUUAGUCUCUUAGAGUUAGUUUCGUCUUUAGAAGAUGCACCGUUCAAUUUUCUACAAAAAUAAAUAAUCUGAUAAAGGCGAAAGCCUUCGUUUUACUCGAAGAAAAACAACAGUUGUCCAGAAGGCCAACUUUAUAAUACAAAAAAAAUCUCUUUUUCAAAUAGAAAGUCGGAUUUUCUGGUUGAAUGAAUUCUAAGUAGUUUAAAAUGUAGCCCUUGAAAAACUAUCGACUGGCUGAUAUGAAAAUUUUAUGUCAUUACUUUUGGCUUUUUGGUACAGAAUUUAUGAAAUGACACAAACCCUCUUUUUACCAUUUUCGCACACAUACCAGUUUGGCACCUUCUAGUAAAAUCACUGUAAAUCAGUCAAAACUGAACAAUUAACUAAGCUCAAUAUUGUGUCAUUUUAUACAGAAAUGGUUUCUCUAGCAGAAUAUUGAGGAAAGAGUUGAUUAUGCCGCUUAUCAAGAAUUGUCGAUGCUGUUCUCCGAAAAUUUUCACGAUUUAGUAAGUAAAAUUAUUAAUCAAAGUGAACAGAAACAGCUUUAAUUUGAUUCCAUCGGAAGAGUACACUUGAAUAGUACAAGGCAAUAUCUAAGUGCCAGGUUAGACAACCAUUAGCAUGGUUUCAGCUGUGAACCAAGUUUAUUAAAAAACUUUUACAAAGUUAAGACUUCUGGACAACUGUUGUUUUUCUUCGAGUAAAACGAAGGCGUUGGCCUUUAUCAGACUAUUUAUAGACGAUUUUGUAGAGAAUUGAACGGCGCAUCUUCUAAAGAAAGAACUAACUCUAAGGGACUGAAAUAUUAAAAGAUAAAAGGAAAAGUACUCAGACGGUCAUUCUUUAUGGACUACCCGUUACUUCUUGUUUUUCGUGUUUUGGAAUCGUUUUUACUUUAUGUUUAGCCAAUUGUUCCAAUGUUUACAAAAAAUUGUCGUGAAGCAUUUCGUAGCAUGGCAUGUGGUCGACGUUUACUUCGUUAUAUUUACGAGAAGACUCGACUACCAACAUAUCUCGGUACACCGAUUUUACAUGAUCCAAAUCAAACACCAGAAGAAUUAGCAAAAAUAGUUAAAGACUCUAUUGAACAAAUGAUUGCUGCUCAUCAACAUCGUCCCGGUAGUAUUACAAAAGCAUUUUUUGAUCGUUUCUCCUAG
Molecule: messenger RNA, 1359 nt
Organism: Didymodactylos carnosus
Lineage: Eukaryota; Metazoa; Rotifera; Eurotatoria; Philodinida; Philodinidae
Source: the annotation of a GenBank genome assembly